Messenger RNA from Didymosphaeria variabile, 1260 nucleotides. RefSeq lists its product as uncharacterized. The record is from RefSeq and is a predicted model, not a curated record. The transcript has a single exon. The coding region runs from base 1 to 1260 and encodes 419 amino acids. NCBI's taxonomy places the organism in Eukaryota, Fungi, Ascomycota, Dothideomycetes, Pleosporales, Didymosphaeriaceae.
AUGGCGGGGUGUUGGAUAUACGAUAAGGAAGCGGUGCAACACAUUGUGGCGGGCUUGGCCCCGAAUCUGCGCCACGUCCAUAUAUGGUUUGAUACCGCGCCUUGUGAGGUGACCGGGGCUGGUUGGCCGCCUCCGACAAGACCGCCGUGGAGGGGAUUCCACUCUGAUAAACUAGACGGAUCGCUUCCUGUUCCGAAGACGAAAGGGCGGCUUGAAAGCUUACGCAUCGCCAGUUACCAGAUUGCGCCAUGGCUGACUUAUACCGAAUUCUCGUAUCUACAGGUGCUCACUCUUGAUGGGAAAAUCGGUCUCCAAGGAUUACAAGCCAUCGCAGAAAUCGCAGUUAGUGGUGAACUUCGAGCUCUCCGAGCGCUGAGACUGCCAGAUCUCGACAUCCGGACUAAAAUUGAACCUUUCCAGGCCGAUUGCGAACUCAACCUUCUACUUUCUACACUACAGCCUUUGAAGUCACUCUCCAUGGAGCCACCGGGUAAUCUAUCUCUUGAUACGGCCUUUGACCGACACGGAGCUACUCUGCACUGCUUCCAUGUGAGGAAGUAUGCUCUACGGAUUGAUCAGACCACACAGCUCCAACGUCGAUGCCCGGCUGUCACAGAACUGAGUCUCGAAUUCCUUCGCAAAGCCGGCAGCCAUGAGGAACUACAGAUAUAUCAGACUCUUCGCGCUAUUCCUCGCCUUAAGAAGCUCACGCUUAGCUUUCAUUCAUCAACUCAUGGCCCGAUCUGUAUAGCACAUGUCCCAGGAGAAGAAAGUCCCGAUGGCGAGGACACAGACGAAGAAUUCAAGGAACGAUUGAAACUAGAGAUCCAGAAUAUCUUGCGAAACACCGCUAUGGACGAGACCCUCGCGCGCUCCAUCUUCGAGGAGUUAAUGACUACCAACCAUCCUAAUCGAGCAGAUUUGCACCCGACUCUAUCUUACAUCCAGCUGUUGAAUAUCAUGCCUAAGUUAGUCUGUGGGCAAGAUAUUGCUGAGCAAUUCAAUGACAUUCUGGAAUGGAUCGGGAGACAGUGGGUCUGCGAACGAGACCGGCGUGACACUCACAAGGAUGAGGCCACCGUAGAAGAGCAUUGCUAUGAGCGAAGACUCAGGCGUGGCAAUUGGUUGAAUAACAACCUAAAUAGGGCUUACGGCAGCAAAGAAUUUGCUGGCGCUUGGAAGACUCUUUGGCCAGGGACAGAUACUGAUUGGAAGAAUGGUUGGAAAAGCAUUCCACUUUUCGACGACAGCGAGGCCUGA